This is a messenger RNA of Hydractinia symbiolongicarpus, 1226 nucleotides long. RefSeq lists its product as uncharacterized. The transcript has 2 exons. Bases 96 to 1226 code for a protein of 376 amino acids. NCBI's taxonomy places the organism in Eukaryota, Metazoa, Cnidaria, Hydrozoa, Anthoathecata, Hydractiniidae. The record is from RefSeq and is a predicted model, not a curated record.
UCAUUUGUUAGAGAUUAUUGAAGAGAAGAGACGUUUUUGUACUGUUUGGAUAUAUUUAUUUUUAAAUACUUUAAAAAACUGUUAUUUUCAUAACAAUGCCUGAUAGCUGUUGCGUACCUAAUUGUACAAAUCGUCGGAAGACGGGUGAAGAAGGUGGAUUUUACAAAAUUCCUAACAAGAAGCAUCCUGUGUUGAGGGAGAGAUGGCUGACUGCAAUUGGCAGAAUUGAAUGGUCAGAAGAGUUAAUAAAGAAUGCCAAAGUGUGUCAUUUACAUUUUGUGUCUGGAAAAAAGUCCAAAGAUUCUUCUCAUCCAGACUGGGUACCCUCAGUAUUUGAACGUUGUGGAAAACGAGUGAGUGAGAAAAGAAAGCUGGAAAAGCAACAUAGACAUUCUCGACUCACAAAACGAAGGAAAUUAACAUCUGAACUAGUAGCUGAAAGUGAAUCUGACAAUGAUUUUAAACUCCCAGAAGAUCAAGGUCCUUCCAUGUCAGAAUUAUGUCAGAAAGUACAAGAACUUGAGGAGAAAGUUAAAUUCUUAGAAAAGGAUUUAAAAAAUGAGGUGGAUGAAAAACAGAACAUUUUAAACAAAUACACUGGAUUGAAUAGCGAAUAUGCAAAUAGAUUAAAUGAAAUUCAUGCACUUAGAAACAAAAACAAAACACUUAUAUUGAAUAAAUUUUGUUAUAAGUCAUUGAAACAAUCUCCUGAAAUGUUUUAUUUUUAUACUGGCUUAAACAAGGGAAGAUUUAAUUGGGUGGUCAAUAUUGUAAAACAUAAAAUUAAACCAGCAACAAAAUUGUUGACACAAAAAGAUCAUGUCCUUGUAGUCCUCAUGAAAUUAAAACUUGGACUUCUUAAUAGGGACAUUGCAUAUAGAUUUAAAGUUCGACCUCCUGUGAUUUCUCGUAUUUAUCGACAGUUGUUACCACUACUAGCAAAGUCAUUAUUGUUUACACUGAUAUGGCCUGAAAAACAAGCUUUAAGAAAAAAUUUGCCAAAAUGUUUUAGAUGCUAUAAAAGCUGUUGCUGUAUAAUUGACUGCACAGAAAUUUUUAUUCAGCGACCAUUAAACUUGAAUGCCAGGGCACAAACUUGGUCCAAUUACAAAAAUACCAAUACAAUAAAAUAUUUGAUAGCUUGUUCUCCAUCCGGUUCUGUCAGGAUCAUCAACUUUUGGAAGUGUCUCUGUCUUUUUUGGUCUUCUAAAGUCAAUUUUACUUAA